AUGGGGAAUUCUGGGAAAAGAACUGCAUCUUUUUUGUUUGUUCUUUCUCUAUUAACCCUCAAGGUGACCGGAAGAUUGUUACAACAGUACAGUUCAUCUGAGUUCGUUUCUGAUGGCGUCGAUCGUGUUCAAGACGACGAACCCUCUUUUCUACUCCUCAGAGGAAUGGAUUUUUCGUCGGAGCAGGAUCGGUGCGAGCAAAUGUACGGGUUCUUGCCGUGCUCAUACAGUCUUAUGGGUCAUCUCUUCCUCAUAGUUGUGUAUGAAUACCUGUUAUUUCAUGGAGAGUCCUAUGUGAUUACUGGAGGAGAGAGAAUAUUCAAGAUUCUUGGUCCUGGUGUGUUUGGUGCAAGUGCAUUCCAGAUCCUUGGUGCCCUUCCUGAGUCCUUAAUUCUUCUUGCAUCUGGACUUGUGGACAAAGGAGAGGGUCCUCAAGAGUACGUGCAAACCGCAGUUGGGUUGCUAGCCGGAACAACAAUCUUGCUUCUCACACUACUUUGGGGAACUUGUGUCAUCCUUGGCAGUCAAGAUUUUCCAACCACAUCAAAUGUUGGAGAAAAUCAUCUGCACAAACAAUCAUCACUAUUGACUGUGGCAUUAGGACUGUCCAUGGGCCACUUCAGCUUGUGCCAUGUGGUGGCACAUAACUGGGCCGACAAAAUGCUGUCCCCGGUAUGUGAAAGUAACCCACCUGUGGCAUGGGCUGGCACUGGUAAUGGUGUGACGACAGAUAUUGAGACUAGUUAUACUGCAAGAAUUAUGGUUCUCUCAGUGAUACCAUUUAUUAUCAUGCAAAUCCCUAAAGUUUUCAACUUGUCUUCUCCUGGGGAACGCGUUGUCACAAUAAUCGCUCUCGUUGUUUCUAUUGCAUUCCUCCUCUUAUACUUUUUCUAUCAGAUCUUCCAGCCUUGGAUCCAAAAGAGGCAACUAGAAUACGUGAAACAUGAACAUUUGAUAGUGGACAUAUUAAAGCAUGUGCAGAAACAUACAAUGCGAAGACUCCUCAAUAAUGAUGGUGCACCAAAUGUACGAGCUAUAAGAAGGUUAUUUUAUGAAAUUGAUCAAGAUGGCAACAAUUUCAUAUCGUUUGAUGAACUAAAAGGACUUCUCAACGAAAUCAGGUUCAGAAAAUCAGACCUGGACAACGAUGAGGCAACAGCAGAGGUGAUGAAAGACUUUGAUCUUAAUAAUGACAGAAAAAUAACUGCAAAUGAAUUUGUCAAUGGAAUGACAAAAUGGCUUGAUGAGACAAAGGAUGCAAUGGGUAAACGAUAUCACUCAAAUAAGUCAUUGAAAGAUUUAUACCAGAUUCUGCAACCUUGGAUUCAAGAGAAGAAGAAAGAACAAGAAAUGAAGAAGGAGUUGAUAUCAGAGAUUUUGAAGCAUGUUCAAAGCUCUGCUUUAGGGAGUCUCUGCACAGAAGAUGGAACACCAGAUAUUCCUGCUAUAAAAAGGUUGUUUGAAACCAUUGAUCUUGAUAAAGACAAUUGCAUAUCACAACCAGAACUAAAAGAACUGAUAGUGCACAUCAAGUUUGGUAACAUCCCUUGGGAUGCCGAUGAAGCUGUGGCAAAAAUAAUGGAAGAACUAGAUGUAAGUGGCGAUCAUCUGAUUGACGAGGAGGAAUUUGUCACUGGAUUUGCAAAAUGGCUCAACAUGACAAACAACCAAUCUCCCAACUUAACAGAAUCUGAAGAUGAUAUCUUCAAGAAAACAUGGGAACAAGUUGACUUUUUGGUAGAGGAGAAGAGCACAGAUAGGUCUCCAUGGGCAUGGACAAAGGCUAUAAUGUUUUUGGUUCUUGGAAUUGCCAUAGUAGCAGUUUUAGCUGAACCUCUUAUUCACAGUGUCCACAAUUUCUCCAUAUCUGCUGGUAUACCAUCUUUUUUCAUCUCUUUCAUACUAGUGCCAUUAGCUACAAAUGCUCGCGUGGCAAGUUCAGCAAUAUCUGCAGCCAGCCAAAAGAAGCCAAGAACUACUUCUUUGACACUUUCCGAGAUAUAUGGAGGAGUGGUCAUGAACAAUAUUCUUGGGUUUACUGUUCUUCUAUCCUUGAUUUAUUUUCGUGGGUUGUCGUGGCAUUUCUCAGCUGAAGUACUAGUUGUUCUAAUUGUUUGUGCUGUAAUGGGUCUUGCUGCAAGUUUCAACUCCACCUUCCCUGUUUGGACAUCGCUUAUAGCAUACCUGCUGUACCCAUUGGCUCUUAUCCUGGUCUAUGCUCUUGUUGAUUUUUCCUCAUUGACCUAAACUUGGCUGCUUUGAAAUCAGACUGCUUCAAGUUCAACAGGAAGGCAUGGGAUUAUUUGUCUGUUUGAACAUUGUACAUAUAUGAGUCAAUUGUUUUUCCCUAUGUUCAAUUUAUAACCUAGCAAAAAUAAGUCAAUGAAUAAUUGCAAUUCUCAAAUUCGAUUGACAAAUAUCGUCCCAAGAAGGGCUAGCAAUGUUGAUGCUACCUAAUUGGAUCAAUCAAGUUUAGCUUCGUUGCUCACUCUUGAUUUUUUGGAUCAAUCCUUGUUAUAGAAUAAGAGCGUUAUUCCGCCUUUUGUUUUGAGUCUUUCGCUAGCAUUCUAUUUGGAUAUGUACUCCUCUGCUCAAUAUACAUUGAUUGUAAUAUAUUGUCUCU
Molecule: messenger RNA, 2623 nt
Organism: Ilex paraguariensis (yerba mate)
Lineage: Eukaryota; Viridiplantae; Streptophyta; Magnoliopsida; Aquifoliales; Aquifoliaceae
Source: the annotation of a GenBank genome assembly